AUGAGAUCAAAUGGAAGAUCAAGUCGUUGGAGGGAUAAUUUAGUUCUUGCAUUAACCAGGAAGAAAUAUUUGAUAAUACUUCUAUUUAAUGUAGAUUAGCAACACUAUCCCUCACAUUCUAACGAUGCAGCUGGUGGUGUGGUUGUCUGUCAUGCUAUCUGUGUUGUACAGCCAGGAGACGAACGCCUGUCCUGACCAGUGUAGCUGUAGUAAAUCGUCUAGCUGUAAUGGGACUGAUGUAAAUUGUGAAGGUAAAGGACUGAGCAGAGUGCCCACCAACAUCCCUACGGACACUUGUAUACUAAAUCUGAAACGGAAUCAAAUUACUAUAUUACCAGAUGGGAUCUUGGAUACCCUUAUAAAUUUGCAGUAUAUAAAUCUGAGAUGGAAUCUAAUAACGACAUUACCGGAGGCCAUCUUUGAUCGUUUGGUGAAUUUGCUGGCUCUGUCUCUUCGAGACAAUAGAAUAACAACAUUACCCAGAGGAAUUUUUGACAACUUGGUGAAUUUGACGACUCUAUACCUGAGUAAUAAUCAAAUAACGACGCUUCAGAAACAGGGGUUUGGUAGAUUGAUGAAACUACAAACAAUCGCAGUCGACGGAAAUCCUUUGAAUUGUGAUUGUCGGUUAGUCGCCUUUCUCGGGUUUGCCGAAUCGAGAACCUUGACAUUAAAGAUCUCCAAAGAACCUUCGUGUCAAAGCCCUCUUAAUCUCAAAGGAACAUUGCUGAAGGACAAAGUACUUCAAGAAAUGGUUUGUGAUUCAGGUAAACUAUUUAUUCUUGUACUGCAGAUACUUGUCUUAAACAAACAUGCUUUCUUAUUAAUAUAACAUGUCCACUGAUACAUCU
Ostrea edulis (European flat oyster) is the source of this 851-nucleotide messenger RNA. Its product is annotated as slit homolog 2 protein-like. The coding region runs from base 125 to 832 and encodes 235 amino acids. The transcript is spliced from 6 exons. Gene Ontology annotation, molecular function: protein binding. NCBI's taxonomy places the organism in Eukaryota, Metazoa, Mollusca, Bivalvia, Ostreida, Ostreidae. The record is from RefSeq and is a predicted model, not a curated record.